Messenger RNA from Parnassius apollo (apollo), 420 nucleotides. NCBI's taxonomy places the organism in Eukaryota, Metazoa, Arthropoda, Insecta, Lepidoptera, Papilionidae. The record is from the annotation of a GenBank genome assembly.
AUGGAGGAUGCAGUGCAAUGUGAUGGGUGUAAACGACACUUGUGUUUUACUUGUAGUGGACUUACUAGCAGUGAAAUCAAAGUAAUGGGCCUAAAAACCAAACGUACAAUGCUAUUUCUAUGCAUACCAUGUCGCGAGAGGCUGUUUCAAGUACCGAUUUUGAUAAAAGCUGUUGAUGCAUUGCGGGAUGAAGUACAGCAGUUGCGAUCGGAAUUGGCAUCGAAAUCUGGCCUAACUGAUGCCACUUCUGCUUCAAAAACCGUCACGUCUGAUGUUAUAGCGGAAAUACGUGAGCGGGAGCGCCGAGCGUGCAAUAUUUUGAUCGCGGGCACCAAGGAAUCUGAGGCGGAAGAUGUGCAAAUACGCCAGAAAUAUGAUGAAAAUGUGGUGAACAAUAUUAUUAGUAAUAUCCCCAAGUGA